Durusdinium trenchii is the source of this 384-nucleotide messenger RNA. The record is from the annotation of a GenBank genome assembly. NCBI's taxonomy places the organism in Eukaryota, Dinophyceae, Suessiales, Symbiodiniaceae.
AUGGCGAGUGCUUUUGAGGUUACUGUGCGGAGGGAUUCUGUGCUGGGGAUCUGGGGGGCCAAGAGGAGAGACCAUAGGAGUCACAAUUCAUACAUCCAUCAAUACGACACUGCAUUGGAUCAAUCAAAAGCCCAAGAGAGGUUGAGAAAAGACCUCUUUCUCGCCACAUAUGACUUUCACGCUUUCUCCGGCAGCAGCUCUUUCGUGGCUCUAGUGAAUGAGCCUGGUGCAAUCACAGGCUGCUCAAUCCGGCCUGAUACCGGCGACGUCCGGCGACCGUGUCCACGCUUUUCCGUGACCCAACUGGCUUCGGCUGUUACUGCGAGGAAGUCACCUUUCAUUGGCUGGCACUUUGAUUGGAUUGAUUUUAAGGCAGGCUGUUGA